UGGCAAUCAUCCCAGCUUGCUUGGAGAAGCACAAGUUGAAGUCUGCUUCACAGAGGAUUGUUUGGUGCUAGUUGAAUAACCCGCUGGCAUCCACUGUUAGCAGAGUGGUAAGCAGAUUAUGGGUAAGCAGAUAUUAAUAUUCUGAUUAAACAUUUUAAAACCUCAUACCGCUAUUUUAAAAACUAAUUGCACUACUCUGGGAGAACUCUUAGACUUACCAUUCUGAAGCCAUUUCUAGCCUUAAUUUCUAUAUACUCAUGAUCUUAAAAUCUCUUUCUAUGGUUUAUUUCCCAGAAUCAAAACCUUUUCUCUCCACCACCUUACCUAAACUGCAAUUUCUACAAUUCAUGUGAAUAAAUGACUUUCCUGGACAACCUUAAUGGUUUUAAGUCUUUACAUUACACUCUCCUCCUUCCCAGAUCUCUUUUUGAAAAAGACAGGGCUGCAGUCAUCUUUGGCCUCAGCUUCUAUAAAAACCCAGCACAGCCUUGGCAGCCCUCCUGGAAAGACUUCUUGUUUCCUGAAGAUCCAUUGAUUUAACAAAUUUAACAAACUUAAGUAACAGAAGCUAUGAAGGAGACAUUUGCAGUUAGCACUCUGAAGUUAGGAAGCAACAAAUGUUUACUAGACCACAAAAAUUUUUCUGACACCAAUCAUCACAUAGAUUAUACAAUUUAGCAGGGUAACAGGGAAAGUUACUAAUUGUUAUUAACUGAGGUCUGCAAUGCACAUACAAGUCUUUAAAAGUCAACAGUCAAAACUACCAGUUGUCACAACUUAUUUCUGGGUCUAGACUGAAAAGUCUGUUUAUUUCUUGGGUGCUUACUAAACGGGGCCACUGUGUUGGACAGGAAAUAUGGGAUGAACAUUUUAUGCUGACAACGUUGAGUGUUGAAAUCAUCUGUAGUCCCUGCUUCUAAUUUGACUGGUUAGAUUGAUAAGGACCUCACAGUGAAGGAGAUACAGUCUCUGGGCACCUACUCCAGAAUGCUGUCAGGCUGCAUGGGUGCAGGGGCAGAACAUCUAGCAAACACACUUCAGUUCUACUUUAAGGAAAAGGGGAGGAGCCCAGAGGAGGUUAAAAUCUCCCAUGUCAUCCUUGGUAUCCCUUCCCUCUGUCCAGACUUCAUACCUUCUUCUUCUCUAGAACUCUCUUCCAUCCUUGUGCUCACUGACCAACUCAGGGGAUACUGCUGGAAAGACAGGAGGCAACAAGGUCCAGAGACUGGACCGUUGGUCAGCUCAGGGACCCUUCCAACCACACUUCCCUCAAUCCCUGAAACACCUCAAGCAGCCAGCCCUUGGGCGAAGGGAUCCUAAAUCCUCCACUGCUCUGGAACUGUGUGGAGGGCGGCUUUCCCUUAUUGGGGCAGGGAUGAUGCGGUGACUAACCAGACCUACAGCUCUGAAUGAGGGCUCUGAGAAGGCUCAGGCCACUCACUGCAUCCGUGGCCCUACAAGGAGAUGGUUCCAUCGAAGACAGCACAGAAAACUUUGGAGAUUCUCCCUUGCUUUGUCCCCCCCCCCGCCCCCCCCCCCCAACACGCUGUGGAACAGGCGAAGUUGGGAGAGAGGUAGCCCUCGGUGAGGCACUCAUUCAUUCACCGGGUGGAUGGCUGCGAGCGCGGGCCAGCCGGGCCAGGCGGCCGCCAGAAGGAAGGAAGAGUCGCCAGAUCCCAGGCUCUGGCCGUGGAGUCCCGCAACUGCUCGCUGAUGGACCGCCUGAGCUGCGUUGGGAAGGGCUUCCGUUUGCUGGUCAUUUUAGAUCCGUCCUCAUAACGACCAGCGAGCGGGCUCGCCACCGCCACUCCCGCGUGGCCCGCAACUCAGACUCCCGGAGACCCGAGACGCCCGGCGCGGGACUCCCGCUGGGGUCCCGGGACCCGCCGCGGGCGCGACAUGGGUCCGCCGCCGUCCCGCGCUGGGGGCUCCUCCGCGCGCGCGGGCCGAGAUGCGCCGCCCGCCCCGAGCCGAGCAAGGUUAACCUCUGCGCUCCGUCAACUCCUCUACUCCUUUCCCACUUUCCCUCCCUCCCUCCCCUCGGCUCCGCGCUCCGCCGCUCCCCUCCCUCCCCCUCCCUCCUCCUCUCUCCGGGACUGUCUAGCGCCCCACUCCUUCCCCCUGCGAGCUUUUCCUCCCCUCCCUCAUCGCCUCCCUCGCCUGAACCUGACGGCCUGGCCCCAUACUCACGGAGCUCCCACCCCCUUUUCAGUUUCACUCGGAGAUCAGGGGCUGUACCAUAUCCCUAUUUUUUGACAGUUUCCAUUUUUUCAGUUUCAGAAGCCACCACCAUCACCACCACCGUAACACAAAUUUUAAACUAUGCCACAGCUGGUGCCAUUAUAACUCAUCAGAGUUUUCCUGAACUCAAGUCACUUGACGUCAGCUAUUCAGUUUGGCUAACAUUCUUCUGGAGUUGGAUACGGGUAUUCUCGGGUUUUAUGUUAAUCUCUCCUCAUUUCAUCAAUGAAAUGAUUAUCUGGCUGCAACCAGCAAUCAAAUUAAGUGAUUUAAAAAGUGAAGGGACGCCUGGGUGGCUCAGCCGGUUGAGGGUCCGACUUCAGCUCAGGUCAUGAUCUCGCGAUUGGUGGGUUCGAGCCCCGCGUUGGGCUCUGUGCUGACAGCCCAGAGCCUGCUUCGGAUUCUGGGUCUCCUUCUCUCUCUGCCCCUCCCCGACUCAUGCACUGUCUCACUCUCUCUCAAAAAUAAAUAAAUGUUAAAAAAAAUUUUUUUAAGUCAAAAUAUUACAGCCACUGCGUUGGAGGAAAAUUAACUUGCAAAUAUUGAGGUCAAACCGCUAGGAACCUACAUUAAAUAGAUUUACAUAUCUUGGCAUUUAAAUCUGC
Acinonyx jubatus (cheetah) is the source of this 2846-nucleotide messenger RNA. RefSeq names its product WAS/WASL-interacting protein family member 3-like. The record is from RefSeq and is a predicted model, not a curated record. The coding region runs from base 1410 to 2576 and encodes 388 amino acids. NCBI's taxonomy places the organism in Eukaryota, Metazoa, Chordata, Mammalia, Carnivora, Felidae. The transcript is spliced from 3 exons.